Ascochyta rabiei is the source of this 4287-nucleotide messenger RNA. RefSeq lists its product as uncharacterized. The coding region runs from base 1 to 4287 and encodes 1428 amino acids. The record is from RefSeq and is a predicted model, not a curated record. Gene Ontology annotation, molecular function: phosphatidylcholine lysophospholipase A1 activity. NCBI's taxonomy places the organism in Eukaryota, Fungi, Ascomycota, Dothideomycetes, Pleosporales, Didymellaceae. Gene Ontology annotation, biological process: lipid metabolic process. The transcript has 4 exons. Gene Ontology annotation, cellular component: endoplasmic reticulum.
AUGAAUUUCAGCUCUCUCGUAGUAGUUGUCGUGGUUGUAGUCUCAACCGUCACCUACUUUGUAAGGUACCGCUACUUGACUAUGUACGCCAGGUUGCCACCUGAGCCACAACGCGAAGAACCUCAAGUGGAAGUGUUUCCAGAAAGUCAGGAAGGCGAUUCGAAAAGGGCUUUCGCAAACUACAUGGACGAGUUCUUGAGUGCUAUCAAGGUGUUUGGUUACCUGGAGCGUCCAGUCUUCCACGAAUUGACACGCACCAUGCAGACUCGGCGGCUCGCAGCAGGCGAGACUAUCCUUUUGGAAGAAGAGAAGGGGUUUUGCCUGGUCAUGGACGGUCUGGUGCAGAUCUUCGUCAAGUCGAAGCGUGAAAGUGGAGACUCUGACGAAGAGACAUCGUCGAACGAGUCCCAACACCAAGGUCACAGCCAGGGCUACCAACUAUUGACUGAAGUGAAGAACGGAGCACCAAUGUCCUCGUUAUUCUCUAUCUUGUCGUUAUUCACAGAGGAUAUCAAGCUUCGCCAUGACGAGGACGAGGCGGACCCUAGCAUGCCAGGAACGCCGCACACAAGUCGGCCACGACCAUCCAUGAGACGCAACAGUAGUUUUGCAAUGGAUGACUCAAGGCCGCAGACGCCUCAGCACAUGCCUCGUACGGAAGCAGGACAUCGACGGACUUCUUCAGCUCUGGCAAGUCCAACAGCAGGAGGUCGACUGCCAAGCGUACCUCCACUUUCGCUAGACUUGGACGAGUAUGGCGGCCGCAUCAAACAUACAAAACACAGACGAUCACCAUCGCGUUCUUCCAAACCCAAGUCUGCUCAUCCAGAUAUUGUAGCUCGAGCAGUUGUGGACACCACAAUCGCCAUUAUACCUGCAACAGCAUUCCACCGAUUGACACGGGUCUAUCCUAAAGCGACAGCACACAUCGUUCAAGUUAUCCUUACACGUCUACAAAGAGUCACCCUUGCAACCAGCCACGCAUAUUUAAGUCUUACUAACGAAGUGCUUCGUACCGAGAAGCUGAUGAAUAAGUACACGACUUACGAUCUCCCCGGCUUUCUUCGUGAUGCCCCCUUGGAAAGACUCAAAGAGAAGUUUGCAAAGGAGACAGAGCGUCUCGGUGCGGACGAAGGCAUGCAGGGAAUUGCACUACAUAACCCGGGUGCCGGACGUCAACGUCGAUCCAGUACAUCAAUCAGACGAGGCACAGCUGCGCAAGCUCGACUUGCUGCAGCUCGAGGAACUUCAAUGGAGGCGAACAGUCAAAUUGAGGCAAAGAUGACUUCCCUAGAACCUCCGUUCCGCAACGAUCGUAUGAGUGCAGGAGACCUCUUGACCAAUACCCAGAUGGCUCGUGGCGCUGGCCGGUCAGGCCGUGGUAAUAGCUUCUCUCAGCCGUAUCAGCAUGACAAUCGCCGAGACCCUCGCACACCACUUGAUGCUAGCAACUUCAAUCCGUUCGCCUCACCGCUAGCACGACCGACUAUUCAGCGACAAGAAUCAAUAGAUGAGGCAACAAUAUUCAGGCGAUCAGUUCUCGACUGCAUGUUCAAGGCGAUUGGUUUAACUGACCUAGAAAACCCAUUGCCGAAGCCAGCCGCAUCCGUGGAGCAAUCGCCAAGGAUGCUAUCUUUCGACAACAAGCGCCAGAAGGCUGUCUUCACCAACGCAUUUGAUCUAAUGGAUCCUUUCGAGAGAGGCGAUACCGAAUCCAUGGUAUCUGCAUCCAACCUGUCCAGUAUUAGUGGCGUCAACCACCACAAUCUUCUGGAGGAGAUUGUGAACGAUGUCGAAAUCGUGCAUUUUCCCAAGGAUGCUGUCCUGGUAGAGCAGGGUGAAAGGAACCCAGGUCUUUAUUAUGUGGUGGAUGGGUUCCUCGAUGUCAGUGUAGCCAUCGAAGAUGACAGUUUGGAAUCAAACGUCCUUGGUACAUCACCGACUGGAGCUGCGCUCACGCAGGAGGAGCUGUUCGGUCCACAACUCAAGCGAACGUCAACAAGCGGCUCUACACGCAAUCUGACUGACAGCGUCAAUAAAAAGAAGAAACCACGAAAAAGUCUUUUCAUGACCAAACCUGGUGGACUCGCAGGCUAUUUGGGCACUGUGUCCUCGAAUCGAUCCUUCGUAGACGUUACUGCGAAAACCGGUGUGUAUGUUGGGUUCUUGCCGCGAGCCUCCAUCGAAAGAAUUGUCGAUAGGUACCCGGUGGUUCUACUGACAAUUGCCAAACGCCUCACCACUCUCUUGCCUCGCCUCAUUCAACACAUUGAUUUCGCUUUGGAAUGGGUACAGGUAAAUGCUGGUCAGGUCAUCUACAACCAAGGCGAGGAAAGCGAUGCAAUCUAUAUUGUGCUCAAUGGACGUCUGCGAGCGAUACAAGAUGCAGAGAAGAACGGCACUAUGAAAGUCAUCGGCGAGUAUGGGCAGGGUGAGAGCGUUGGUGAACUCGAAGUACUCACCGAGUCCGCACGUCCUGGCUCAUUACAUGCCAUUCGCGAUACAGAACUUGCCAAAUUCCCAAAAACACUGUUCAACAGCCUUGCGUUGGAACACCCUGGUAUCACAAUCAAGAUAUCGAAAAUCAUCGCAUCGCGCAUGCGGUCGCUUAUGGACGACCCUUUGCACGAACAGACGAAAGAAAGGGGCACCAAGGCAACACGCACAAACGUAUCGUCCACAGUAAAUUUACGUACAAUCGCCAUCCUACCUGUCACGUCCGGCAUACCGGUCGUGGACUUUGCAAGCCGUCUGAUGACUGCUCUGACCCAGAUCGGUACCCCACGAGGCGUUGUGUCCCUAAACCAGGCUGCCAUUCUCAAUCAUCUCGGGCGACAUGCUUUCAACCGCAUGGGAAAACUGAAGCUGUCACAAUAUCUGGCUGAUCUGGAAGAGAAGUACGGCAUGAUCCUCUACGUGGCCGACACACCAGUCAAGUCGCCCUGGACCCAAACCUGUAUCAGCCAAGCCGAUUGCAUCCUACUUGUUGGUUUAGCCGAACUGUCACCAAACAUCGGGGAGUAUGAGCGUUUUCUGCUGACUACUAAGACAACGGCUCGCAAGGAGCUUGUUAUGCUGCACUCGGAACGGUACUGUCCCCCAGGUCUGACACGCAAGUGGCUGCGAAAUCGCCCAUGGAUCAACGGAAGUCAUCAUCAUAUUCAAAUGUCGUUCCGUGCCACACAAGAACCAACUCACCAUGCCGGACGGCGCUUCGGCAACGCCCUGAAACAGCGGGUGCAAGUUAUUCAAGCUGAGAUCCAGAAGUACACCUCUAGGCGAGUUCGACAAACACCACUGUAUUCUGCAGAGACACCUUUCAAGGGCGAUUUCCACCGGCUCGCCAGACGAUUGUGCGGCAAAUCUGUAGGACUGGUUUUAGGUGGAGGUGGUGCCCGCGGCAUUUCACAGAUAGGUAUAAUCAAGGCACUGGAAGAGGCAGGUAUUCCCAUCGACAUCGUAGGCGGUACCAGUAUUGGUGCCUUUAUUGGUGCACUAUAUGCGUGGGACGCAGAUGUUGUCCCUAUGUAUGGUCGCGCAAAGAAAUUCGCUGGCCGCAUGGGCAGCAUGUGGAGAUUUGCACUCGACCUUACGUACCCCUCUGCAUCUUACACCACCGGUCAUGAGUUCAAUCGUGGCAUCUUCAAGACCUUUGGCAAUUCACAAAUGGAGGAUUCGUGGCUUGAAUUCUAUUGCAACACAACCAAUAUCAGUAAGUCGCGCUCCGAGAUACACACCUCCGGCUAUGUCUGGCGAUAUGUACGCGCAUCUAUGUCUCUCGCCGGACUACUCCCUCCUCUCUGCGACAACGGUAGCAUGCUCCUCGAUGGUGGGUACAUUGACAACCUCACCGUUGCGCACAUGAAGAGCUUGGGUGCAGAUGUCAUUUUCGCCGUCGACGUUGGCAGCCUGGAUGAUGACACGCCUCAAUCAUUCGGCGACAGCCUCUCCGGUUUCUGGGCUACUUUCAAUCGCUGGAACCCAUUCUCUGCAUAUCCCAAUCCUCCAACGCUCUCCGAAAUCCAAUCUCGUCUCGCCUACGUAUCAAGCAUUGAUGCAUUGGAGCGUGCGAAGAACACGCCGGGCUGUAGGUACAUGCGACCGCCCAUUGAUCCGUACGGAACGUUGGAUUUUGCGAAAUUCGAGGAGAUCUAUCAGGUAGGAUACAACUAUGGGAAGGAGUUCUUGUUGGGGUUGAAGGAGCAGGGUGUGCUACCAGUCACAGAGGAGACGGAGAAAGAAAAGGAUCUGAGAAGGACCAUGGCCCCAAGGAGAGCAUCUAUAUAG